Messenger RNA from Thermothelomyces thermophilus ATCC 42464, 392 nucleotides. RefSeq lists its product as uncharacterized. Bases 72 to 377 code for a protein of 101 amino acids. The transcript has a single exon. The record is from RefSeq and is a predicted model, not a curated record. Lineage: Eukaryota; Fungi; Ascomycota; Sordariomycetes; Sordariales; Chaetomiaceae.
CCCCCCCCUCUUUCCUUCCCAAGGCAUUGAACCAAGAUCCAUCCAACAAGAAACCAAAGAGUUAUCUCGACAUGGCAUCUAAGUCGGAGGCCCCUUCAACGGUAGCAGCCAAACUGCACCUCAAUGGGAUUGCCGGUCGUCGACCCAGCACCCCCACUAACCCGCGGCGUCUCCCAAACAGGACCGCGCCGAGCUCCUCCCCCGAUGUCAUCCUGUUGAACCAGCCAGGCGAUGCAGAACGAAUCCGUGAGCUCGGCGACCUGGACCGGCCCGGCCCAGAGGUCGGCCUCAGCAACGGCAAAACAGCCUGGGUGGGCGACGGCCAGCCGGCACAGGACGGCCCCCGACCUAGCUCGCCGCCGGCCUUGGAAGCGUAAGAGAAUAACACAAUA